This is a messenger RNA of Schistosoma guineensis, 252 nucleotides long. Lineage: Eukaryota; Metazoa; Platyhelminthes; Trematoda; Strigeidida; Schistosomatidae. The record is from the annotation of a GenBank genome assembly.
AUGGUCCGUAAACAUAGUGAUAUAACUCCAGUUGCAAGAUUUACUAUCGGUGAUAAGUUGGUCAAUAAGCAAUUCGCAGAAAAGCUGAUAGAAGAGGUUCCCCCGAUCGCUUGCAAAGAAAAUAUAAUCAGUUGCGACGGUGGUGGUGGUGCACUUGGGCAUCCUAAAGUAUACAUCAACUUGGACCAACCAGGUAAUCAUACUUGCGGGUACUGUGGUUUGCGAUUUUACCUAGACAAAAAAAGCCACUGA